Messenger RNA from Cicer arietinum (chickpea), 2014 nucleotides. RefSeq names its product probable monogalactosyldiacylglycerol synthase, chloroplastic. Gene Ontology annotation, biological process: glycolipid biosynthetic process. The record is from RefSeq and is a predicted model, not a curated record. Lineage: Eukaryota; Viridiplantae; Streptophyta; Magnoliopsida; Fabales; Fabaceae. Gene Ontology annotation, molecular function: hexosyltransferase activity.
AAAAACCCAAACACCCGCAAACUCGUCUCUUCAAAUUGCUUUUAGUGUAUUCAAUUCAAUUCACCUCGUAGCUCAAACCUUAUAUAAAACCUCUGAACCAAACAAUUAAACAAACAUUAGCAUAUUUUUCUCCGAUGAACUCACUUCACUCCCAACCUUAACAACUUUUCCACAACCAACCUCAUUAUCCUCACUCACACAUUAACACAUUAAUUAUUAUAUUAUUUAUAAAAAUUGAGUUGUGAUUAUGUUUAACCCCACCGCAGGUGUUACUAAAGAACCCAGUGCGGUUCUCGAUUUAGGUUCCCAAAUUGGGCGUUUCAACAUCGAUACGUCGUCGUUUCUAAACUUAACUUCCGAAGCUUGUUCGCCAAUCUCCAAUUUCUUGUACUUCAACAACGUAGCGCGUGGAGCAAAACGCACCGUUUCGUUGAGUUUGAAGGCUGGUGGAGGGUACAAGUUCAGGAACAUUUUUCACGAUUUUAACAGAGCUGUUAGGUUUCACUGUGAGAGGAUUCCGAUCGGGUUUGCUUCGUUGCAAAUUGGUAACGGGGACGGUAAUGAUGGUUAUAACGGUAACGGUGAGGGGGAUGGUAACGGUGUUGGAGGGAACGGGAAUGGUACUAUUGUGGAAGAUGAUGGGUUGAAAUUGAAUGGUGGUGAUCGUGAGAAACCUAAAAAAGUUUUGAUUUUGAUGAGUGAUACUGGUGGUGGUCAUCGUGCUUCUGCUGAAGCUAUUAAAGCUGCUUUCUAUGAAGAAUAUGGCGACGAAUACCAGGUGUUUGUUACUGAUUUGUGGUCUGAACACACACCUUGGCCAUUCAAUCAAUUGCCCAGGAGCUAUAGCUUUUUGGUGAAACAUGGACCAUUGUGGAAGAUGACCUAUUAUGGAACUGCUCCACGUCUAGUUCAUCAGUCCAAUUUCGCCGCAACUUCAACAUUCAUAGCUCGUGAAGUUGCUAAAGGGUUAAUGAAGUAUCAACCUGAUAUAAUAAUCAGCGUGCAUCCACUAAUGCAACACGUUCCACUUCGUAUUUUGAGGUCAAGGGGCCUUUUAAAGAAGAUUGUUUUUACCACAGUUAUUACAGAUUUGAGCACUUGCCAUCCAACAUGGUUUCACAAGCUUGUAACUAGAUGCUAUUGUCCAACUACAGAUGUUGCAAAAAGGGCACAAAAAGCCGGUCUUGAACAAUCCCAAAUAAAGAUUUAUGGCCUACCUGUUAGACCUUCCUUUAUUAAGCCUGUUCGGCCGAAGGAUGAGCUGAGGAAGGAAUUAGGAAUGGAUGAGGAUCUUCCUGCUGUAUUAUUGAUAGGGGGAGGUGAAGGCAUGGGUCCCAUUGAGGCCACUGCUCGGGCACUCGGUGAUUUAUUAAAUGACGAGGGGGUUCCCACUGGCCAGAUCCUUGUGAUCUGUGGUCGCAAUAAGAAGCUUGCUAACAAACUCAGUUCUAUUGACUGGAAGAUUCCUGUGAAGGUCAAGGGGUUUGUUACUAAAAUUGAGGAAUGCAUGGGUGCCUGUGAUUGCAUUAUUACAAAGGCAGGCCCAGGGACAAUUGCAGAGGCCAUGAUUCGAGGCCUACCUAUUAUUUUGAAUGAUUACAUUGCCGGGCAGGAAGCCGGCAAUGUUCCCUAUGUAGUUGAAAAUGGAUGUGGAAAGUACUCUAAAUCGCCUAAAGAGAUAGCAACAAUUGUUGCAGACUGGUUUGGUCCAAAAGCCGACGAACUAAAAACAAUGUCUCAAAAUGCACUGAGGCAAGCUAGACCAGAUGCCGUGUUCAAGAUUGUUCAUGACCUUCACGAUCUAGUAAGACAAAGAAGGUUAUUACUAGAUUAUUCUUGUACAGCUUGACCAACAGUGCGGCUAUUUUUUCAAACAAGUAUUUUGUGAAAAAUGUAAAAGGCAGAGAAGGUGGUGUAUCACUAGUAAAAAUGCCACCAUUUUCAUAUCAAUGUUUAGUUACUCAUUUGAAAUUAAUAAUUAAUAAAAAUAAUAAUUUUGGCUGUUUUCUUCUUA